AGUAUCCAACCAUGAGUUACUAUCCCGUAAUUUCUGCCAUCAUACGUGUCCUACAUAAACAACAAAAUUACCAUUGGCAAAGACAGCACCAAGAAUAUCAACAAUGAUGAGGUCUCCCCAAGCAGCAUUACACAGUCUCUUUCUUGCCAUCGUCAUGGUGAAGUCAAUCCAAGUUGCAGCUGCUGAAGAUGGACGAGAGGAACAUCAUAUCAAAGUUGGUCCACCCGCCAGCCUCAUGAGGGACAGGUCUCACAUUCAAGACAUACAUCACAUCAGAUCCCAUCUCCAAGAUACAGUGGAUGUUGAUGCCAUUGACCUGUCUCCUCAAAGGAUGCAGUUCCAUUACUUCCACUCCCAUGACAUGGACCGCAACAAGAAACUAGACGGACUGGAACUGAUGCAGUCCAUUCUCCAUGUGGAUGAGGGAUGGGAUACAGAAGGAGGGCAUCAUGGUGGAGUGAUGUCGGAGGAGAAGAUCAUUGAGAUAGUGGAUGUGAUCUUGGAGGAUGAUGAUAUCGACCGGGAUGGUUAUGUGGAUUAUGUGGAGUUUUCCAGAGGACUUGAUGAUCGAUCAACAGACGAAGAGGAGGAUGAUUAUGAUGAGGAUGAGGAGGACGACUAUGAUGAUGAGGAUGAAGAUUAAUACAAUUAUGGUGAAGAUGACUGAAGAUGACUGAAUGGUUUUGAAGGAGAUCCUGUAUGAGCUUUUAUACAAGGAGAACUAAAAAGGAGGAGAUCAUGUAAUAAUGGUUAUGACUAGCAAGGUUCAAAGGAUCAUACAAGAAACAUUGCUACGAUACUGGUUUGGCAGUGGUCUACAGCUGUGUGAAUGUUGUAUGAUUCAAUGCUGGAUGAAGACUGGAGAUGAAAUGGGCCAGAUUUUUAAAUCAUUUUAAAUGUUAUUCUACCUGUUUUUCAAAAAGAUUUCUAGAUAUCAUGUAUGCAAAAGCCUAUGCAAAAUUUACUAGAAAUAUUGUGCUUCUGAGUUCCGACUGUACUUGCAACUAUUAUUAAAGUUCUUGUUUUCUAGUGAGUGUGUAUUUACUUUGUAAAUGUAACUUAUUGAAUGAACAACCAAUGUGUUUCAACUUCUAGGGAAUACGUCUAAGCUGCCUGUUAAACCAGUACUUUUGUUUUUACAUGUGAGCAUGUUGUAAAGUUAUUUUAAGCUACAAUACAUGUUACAAACUAAAGAGUUUUGAAGUUAGGAAUAUUUUGCCAAUUUUAUUUUAGCACAUGUAGAUUAUGUAGGGUACCACACUUUUAAUAUUGCUAGCAGAUUAACAUUAAAAAGAAAGUGUUUUUUUGUAUAAAAAUGUACAUGUAUAUAUUAUAUUUACCUGUAUUUAUGCAAAUAUCACAUAUUUUGUAAUUGAUAGUUAUAGGCAAAAGGUUAUAUAUGGAUACAUGGACAUGUAUGUGUACAUGUAUGAUUGUCUUUUAUUUCUAUUUUCCUAUUGGGUAUAUAAUUUCCCAAUGGAUUUAUGUAAGAUCCUUUGAAGUGUGAAUUAGUAAAGAUAGAGGAGUGGGAAUUUAUUGCCCUAGACUUGCCAUCACACUAUAUCUGUAUUUCCAAUGAUUGUUUUGUUUUCAAUAUUAGAGCCUUCAAGGUAUGAAUCAUGAAAGCCUUAUAGGCUAUGAUUGUAUACAUGUGAUCUCUUUCUCUCCAUCUCC
Molecule: messenger RNA, 1674 nt
Organism: Strongylocentrotus purpuratus (purple sea urchin)
Lineage: Eukaryota; Metazoa; Echinodermata; Echinoidea; Camarodonta; Strongylocentrotidae
Product: multiple coagulation factor deficiency protein 2 homolog
Exons: 3
Coding region: 104-643 (179 amino acids)
Molecular function (GO): calcium ion binding
Source: RefSeq, a predicted model, not a curated record